Messenger RNA from Trematomus bernacchii (emerald rockcod), 958 nucleotides. It is a transcript of the gene wbp2, whose product is annotated as WW domain binding protein 2. Lineage: Eukaryota; Metazoa; Chordata; Actinopteri; Perciformes; Nototheniidae. The record is from RefSeq and is a predicted model, not a curated record. Gene Ontology annotation, molecular function: transcription coactivator activity; chromatin DNA binding. Gene Ontology annotation, cellular component: nucleus. Gene Ontology annotation, biological process: positive regulation of DNA-templated transcription.
ACCGGAAGAGCAGGUGCAACACCGAAAAUCAUCCGAGCAUCUCUUUGACAACAAGAACCGCGACAUCAGAAACCGACCCAGGAUCCGCAGAGAGGCCCGUAGAAGACCUGGAAGAGGAUCACCUUUAUCUGCUGUAUCUCCUCUGAGAGUCCGGACCAUCAUGACUCUGAACCAGAACCACUCCGAGUCCGGAGGAGGAGUCAUCAUCAACAACAGCGAGAGCGUUUUGAUGAACUACGAUAACGUGGAGCUGGUUUUCUGCGACGCCGAACGCCUGCCCGAAGCUUUCAGGAAGAGCAAGAAGGGAGGCAUCUACCUCACUCCCUACCGGGUGAUCUUCGUGGCGAAAAGCCGUGAUUUGCUGCAGUCCUUCAUGAUGCCCUUCUACCUCAUAAAGGGCUGCGAGGUCAAACAGCCGGUGCUCGGAGCCAAUUACAUCAAAGGAACCGUCAACGCUGAGCCUGGAGGAGGCUGGGAGGGCAGCGCCUCUUUCAAACUGGUGUUUGCAGCAGGAGGAGCCAUCGAGUUCGGACAGUCCAUGCUGCAGGUCGCUGCUCAGGCCUCCAGAGGUCAGCCGGUCUCCGCUGGGUUCGGCUGCCCCUACACGGCCAACGGAGCGUUCUCCUACCCUCCCCCUCCCCCGAAUAAUGGGGUGUAUCCGGCUGGACCUCCGCCCGGAUACACCUACCCCAACCCCCCCCCUCCAGGUGGAUUUUACCCGACCCCCCCGGCGUUUGAUGCCAGCGCGGCGUAUAUCCCCCCCCCUCCAUACUCUGCUCCUCUGGGCCAGCAGCCCCCCCCCCACAACCCUGACCUGCCCUCCUCUGCAGCAGCGGAGGCUAAAGCAGCCGAAGCAGCAGCGAGCGCCGGCUGCUCUCAGCUGCCUCCGACCCACGUCUACCUGCCGCAGGACCAGCCUCCCCCCUACUCCCCUCCAGAGGACAAGAAGAACCAGUAA